CACAGUCAGCAUCUGGAACCUGCCCUCAAAAGCAAAGAUACUCCCUCAAACUUGAUGUCAAAGAUGGCAAGAUCUACAAUGAACAGAACUUUUUCCAGCGAGCUGCGAAGGCAGGCACAGUGGAGAAGUGGAAGAAGUGGCGCUCUGUGCCGUUGCUGGGAAUCCCCAAUUGCGUUGGCUUUGGACUACACGCAGAUAGCUACAGGUUUUUGGUGUUCUGUGACUUAGGGCGAACUCUUCAGUCUGUCCUGAAUGAUGGCUUACACCUACUGAAGGAGAAGGCAGCUUUUCAGAUCGUAGUCCGCCUGCUAGACUGCCUGGAGUACAUUCAUGAAAAUGAGUAUGUGCACGGGGACAUCACAGCUGAGAAUGUCUAUUUGAACCCAGCAGACCUCACGCAGGUGACCCUAGCUGGCUAUUGCUUUGCAUUCCGUUACUGCCCAGGAGGGAAGCACGUGGCUCAGCGUGAAGGCAGCAGGACCCCUCACGAAGGCACGGUAGAGUUCAUCAGUCUGGACAGCCACAAGGGAGCAGGACCAUCUCGCCGGAGUGACUUGGAAUCUCUGGGCUACUGUCUUCUGAAAUGGCUCUGUGGCUUCUUGCCCUGGUCUGAUGAGCUGGACAAAGUAGAAACUGUGAUGGAAAAGAAGGAAAAGUACAAGGGGGAUGUGAAAUGCCUUCUCCGACUGUGCUUCAGGCAGAGAUCCAUUCCAGAUGCCCUGCAGAGCUACCUGCAGCAAGUAAUGGCGCUAGAGUACGAGGAGAAGCCCAACUACGAGGCCCUGCGGCAGCUAUUCAAGAAGCCACUGGAAAAGAUGAAAGCUUCGGCUUAUGACCCUGUGGAUAUCAAACUGGUGCCCUAA
Balearica regulorum gibbericeps (East African grey crowned-crane) is the source of this 863-nucleotide messenger RNA. NCBI's taxonomy places the organism in Eukaryota, Metazoa, Chordata, Aves, Gruiformes, Gruidae. The record is from RefSeq and is a predicted model, not a curated record.